AUGCCUUCGCCAGCGACUUCGAAUCUCACACGUACUCAGACGCCUACUGUCACACUGCCCCCGUCGGGACCUACCCAUCAGGAACGAGCUCAGAACGCCCCCAGCAGUCCUGUCAUUGUUCCUGGCCGUGUCUUUGGUGCAGCCGACAACGACGACGACAUAUUCGACUGUGGUCCUUCUCGUGUCACCAGGCAACAGCGGCAUCAUGCACUAUACGCCGAACUUUUAGAGCUUGCCCCUUGGAUUCGUGAUGAACUACGCAGGCGUGGCCCUGGCGGAUCUGUACCCAUUGCACGGGCGCUCGAAGACGGACGGAAGGCGGCCCGCGCAGAUGACAUCAGUGGUGUCAAGCGUUGCAUUCAAGACUGGCAUGACUUCGUGCCAGCUCUCCCGCUGAAGAAGAACAUGCGAGGAUUCCGUCAUGAGGAGUGCGGCCGGCUCCUGUGUCCCACAAUCUAUGAUUGGACGGACCCAGUGGUCAAGGAAGGGCUGGCAAAGAAAGACCGCAAAUAUGACACUGGGUCACGUAAUUGGCCCGUUUUGCUUUGGCGGGAUGAGGCCGUGGACGAGACCGACCUGCACAUUGGCUUCAUGAAGAAUGAGCUCAUGGUAAAAGCGGCCUUGCAUGUGUUUCGGGGACCAAGUGCUGCGACCUCCGAGGACACCCUGAGCUGUGGUAAAAGGAAAGGCAUUGCCGCCAUUCACGGUGUAACAAAGAUAAGCUCGGGUGCCAUUGUAUAUUGUGCCAUGCUUGUACAUUUUGCUCUUUCUUCUCAAAACAUAUUUGGUGCUGGCAAUACCACCGGAGGCUUCGCAUACAGGGCAUUCUAUCAAGAGCUAGUACAGUAUAUUGACACUCAAAUGCCUCGUGAUUCGUACGCCGAGCUCCUUGCCUGGUGGAACAGCCGUUUAUUCCCAGAGGCGUUCGACGAGGACGAUGACGUGGAAAACACCAGCCAAGGUGGUAUCAGCAUGGCUGCGCGCAUGCUCGCGCAACGGCAAGUGCACGUCGGUCUACGUGUGGUGGAGAUGGGACAGCAGCGGAAGCAGGGUAGGCAUGCUGUUUCUAAUGCUCUGGAUCUCGUGCGAUAG
Molecule: messenger RNA, 1092 nt
Organism: Gloeophyllum trabeum ATCC 11539
Lineage: Eukaryota; Fungi; Basidiomycota; Agaricomycetes; Gloeophyllales; Gloeophyllaceae
Exons: 8
Coding region: 1-1092 (363 amino acids)
Source: RefSeq, a predicted model, not a curated record